This is a messenger RNA of Drosophila serrata, 434 nucleotides long. Its product is annotated as fibrinogen-like protein A. The record is from RefSeq and is a predicted model, not a curated record. Lineage: Eukaryota; Metazoa; Arthropoda; Insecta; Diptera; Drosophilidae.
AUGAAGCUUGGAGGAGUCGCAGAAAAGCGGCGUUACUGUGAUCCGUGUGCCAAGCGAACGGAUGGCAGCGCGGACUUCUACCGCGAAUGGGAGGACUACGAAAAGGGAUUUGGCCUAGCUGAUGGUGAAUACUUUGUGGGAUUGGGCAGGUUGCAUGCAUUGACCUCUUCGGUUCGUCAGGAACUUCUGAUCCUUAUGGAGGAUUAUGAAGGAGAGCAGCGCUACGAAUUGUACAAUAAUUUCAGGGUCGGUGGUAAGGCCAAGAACUACACUCUAGAAUCGGUGGGAUCUUUCUCGGGCACCGCCGGCGACUCAUUGACAUAUCACAAGGGAAUGCAAUUUUCCACAAAGGAUCGCGAUAAUGACAUUCACGAAACCAUUCACUGUGCUCAACAUUUUAAAGGUGCAUGGUGGUAUCGUUAUUGUCAACUUAG